Molecule: messenger RNA, 597 nt
Organism: Hypoxylon fragiforme
Lineage: Eukaryota; Fungi; Ascomycota; Sordariomycetes; Xylariales; Hypoxylaceae
Exons: 3
Coding region: 1-597 (198 amino acids)
Source: RefSeq, a predicted model, not a curated record
AUGAUCAGGGUGAAGGCCCCUAUAUUGCAACUACUGCUCGCCGUCACUCUACUCCUCCACUCCGCAGUUGCUCGACCUCCAUCCCCUGGUAGGCAUGCAUACCACCCCAUCAGAAGCGUAGCCUACAAGCCUUGGGAGUUGGCUCAAUUCCAUCUCGACCCUUUCCAGCUCACGCAUAUGUGUAUCGAAUGCAAGAAGAACAUAUGGGAUUCCUUGCUCGGUUGUGAGAUUCAAUUCAACUGGGACGACCCUAACGCAAACCAAUCCUGCACCUGCCACUCCCGCUGGCAAUGGGACGGCGCCACGCGGACCCAGGGCCCGCUAAACAACUACAGCACGGAGUACUCCGCGUGCAAGGUCGAGCGCGGCGCAGCCUUCCAGUUCAAGUUCAUAGACCUCUCCGAGCUGUCGAACUUCGGCCUCGAGCUCACGCACAUGUACAAGGAUACCGAAAACUUCCCGACGCCAACGGUGGCGAAUAUGUUUGCCCAGACGAAUGUCACACUCCAGGUAGUUGAGAGGUCGAAUACUUCAAUCACCUACUCUUCCCCCUCCGACUGUCCUGUGAAGGCGAAUAUCACGGGGGUGACAAUUUGA